CCGAUCGAGUCUUUCCGGUCUGCCAGCCCCAGUUUCCUUUCAGCCCUCUGCUGCAUGGAGCAGAAGGAGGCGCAGGACCGAGCCCUGGACGAGGAGGAGCCGGGGACUUUAAACCCCGCACGGUGACUCCAAGCCGUGCAGCGUCGUCUACGCCUCGUUACAUAAGGCGCUCUCUGAGCCGGAGUCCCUUCUCCAGGACGCAGCGCCGGGAUCUAUCCGUCUACCGCCCCAGCGGCAGGCGGCAGGCGGCGGCGCCAGGCGGCGGCAGGAGACGACGACGCGGCGGCCGUGCCAGGGAGGAUUUACAGCCGGACUGCGCUGCUCCCCCCUUUUUUCUCCCCUCCCUGCUGUCGUGGACUCGGGAGGACCGGGAGGAAAACGCAAACCGGGUGGAAACCCGAGCCCAGCGGUGAUGAGAACUAACCCCGAGUGGAUUUCGCUGGUGUGCCGCCAGAAGCAUCUGGAAAGGAUAACGCAGGGAUCCGCUCCCCCUCCGGAGGACCAGAGCAUAAUUCACCUCUCAGACGUUUUUUGCGUGUCGGCUGCUGAGGGAUGUCUUUCAGCUCCUUCCCCCCUGAGAAACGGAUGUAAUCACCCCGGCUGUUCCCAGAUUUCCCUCCUGGCAGCGGUGGCUUUCUGGGCAUGCUGGAUAGAGGUUUCCCUCUGUGCGUCGGCUGAGGGAUCCGGGUCCUGCUCAUAAUUAACCCACCACCACCCCUACCUCCCUCCUCUCAGCAGACCAGGGAUCCUGGUCCCAGCUAUGCAGUGAGGAUGUGUGCAGCCAGGUUCAGUGGCUGCCUCAAUGGCUGCGCAGAGGAGGCCGCCUGCGCCGCCGUCGCCCCGGUCACGGCCUCCAGGAUGCUGGACUGGACCGAGGUCGGCCCCCGCGUCCUGAGCAGCCUGGAGACGGGCACCGUGCUGACCGUCUUCUACCAGAAGAAGUCCCAGAGGCCCGAGAGGAGGACGUUCCAGAUCAGGCAGGGCACCAGGCAGAUAGUGUGGGGCAGGAGUUCGGAUAAGAUGGAGGGAGAGGUUGACAUACGGGAGAUCCGGGAGCUGCGGUUGGGGAAAGGCUCACGUGACUUCGAGCGUUACCCAGAGGAGGCUCGUAAAUUGGACGCGGCCCACUGCUUCAUUGUGCUGUAUGGCCUCGAGUUUCGCCUGCGGACACUCAGCCUGGCAGCCUACAAUGAGGAGGAGGUGAACAUGUGGAUCACAGGUCUGAACUGGCUAAUGGUGGAUACCCAGAGAGCGUCGGCACCACAGCAGAUAGACAGGUGGCUGAGGAAACAGUUUGAAGUCAUGGACAGGAACCGUGAGGGCAGCAUCACGUUGAAAGAUGUCAAAGCUCUUCUGCCUCAGAUCAACUGCAGAGUCCCCAACAUGCGCUUUCUCAAAGACAAACUACAGGAGGUAGAGGCAAAGAGCGAACUGAUGUACCCCAACUUUGCACAGCUCUACAGGACGCUAAUGUUUGACGCUCAGAAGAGUAUUAUUGAGCAGCUGGAGCUUUCCUUUCCCCUGCGAAACGUGGACCGACCGGAGCUUUGUCAGAUCUCCCUUUACGACUUCCAGAAGUUUCUACAGAUGGACCAGAAGGAGUCCUGGGCGUCAGAUCUGAGUCGAGUCAGGGAGUUUCUCAUGAGCUACAUAAGGGGAGGACCUCAGCCUCAGCCUGAACCAAUGCUGCAGCUGGACGAGUUCCUGACAUUCCUCUUCUCGAAGGAAAACUCCGUGUCUGACAUUCGACCUGUUGUCCCCGAUGACAUGAAGAGGCCGCUGUCACAGUACUGGAUCUCCUCCUCACACAACACCUACCUGACAGGUGACCAGUUUUCCAGUGAGUCGUCUCUAGAAGCCUACGCUCGUUGUCUACGGAUGGGCUGCCGCUGCAUUGAGCUGGACUGCUGGGAUGGACCGGAUGAUUUGCCGAUCAUCUACCAUGGCCACACUUUAACCUCCAAGAUCAAAUUCCUAGAUGUGCUGCACACCAUUAAAGAGCACGCCUUCGUCACAUCCGAGUAUCCUGUGAUCUUAUCCAUUGAGGACCACUGCAGCGUGGUCCAACAGAGGAACAUGGCCACGCACUUCAAGAAGGUGUUUGGAGAGCUGCUGCUCACCAAGCCAGUCGACAACAACGCAGACGAGCUUCCUUCACCCUACCAGCUCCGCAGGAAGAUCCUCAUCAAGCACAAAAAGCUGGUGGAAGGAACGCUGUAUGAAGAGGUGACUUCAGCUAGCUAUUCCGAAAACGACAUUAGCAACUCACUAAAGAACGGCAUCCUUUACCUGGAGGACCCCAUCGACCACACAUGGACACCGCAUUAUUUUGUCUUGACCAGCAAUAAGAUUUACUACUCAGAGGAGACGUCCCACUACCAGACGGCCGAUGAAGAGGAGGACGACGAGGGGAAGGAGGAGUGCAACAACAACGAGCAGCACUGUGCAGAGCGCUGGUUCCAUGGGAAGCUGGGAGGAGGUCGCGACGGUCGGCAGGUGGCAGAGAAGCUGCUCCAGGAGUACUGUGAGGGAGGGGGUAAAGACGGCACCUUCCUGGUGCGGGAGAGCGAGACGUUUGUCGGAGACUACACCCUGUCCUUCUGGCGUUCUGGUCGGGUGCAGCACUGCAGGAUCCACUCCCGUCAGGAGUCCGGCUCCACCCGUUUCUACCUGACAGACAACCUGGUGUUCGACAGCCUCUACCGUCUCAUCUGCCACUACAGAGAGACGCCGCUGCGCUGCAACGAGUUUGAAAUGAGGCUGGGAAACCCUGUGCCGCAACCCAACGCUCACGAGAGCAGAGAGUGGUUCCACUCCAAUCUGUCCCGCGUUCAGGCUGAACACAUGCUGAUGCGUGUUCCACGAGAUGGAGCCUUCUUGGUGCGGAAGCGCAGUGAGCACAACUCCUAUGCCAUCUCCUUUAGGGCGGAGGGUAAGAUCAAACACUGUCGCAUCCAGCAGGAGGGUCGUCUCUUCAUGUUGGGCGGUUCGGCGGAGUUUGAGAGCUUGGUGGAUCUAGUCAGUUAUUAUGAGAAACAUCCACUGUACCGUAAGAUGAAGCUCCGCUACCCCAUCAACGAAGACACUCUUGACCGGAUGGGCACCAUGGAGCUUGACUAUGGAGCAUUGUAUGAGGUCAGAACUCCUCAUUUUUAUGUGGAGGCCAAUAAGAUGCCCACAGCACGGUGUACCGUCAAAGCUCUGUACGACUACAGAGCUCAGCGAGAAGAUGAGCUUUGUUUCCCCAAACAAGCGCUCAUCCUGAACGUGGACAAGCAGGAGGGCGGCUGGUGGAGAGGCGACUACGGAGGAAAGAAGCAGCUGUGGUUCCCUGCAAACUACGUGGAGGAGGUGCCCAGCUCUCCUACCAGAGAACUGGAUGAAGUGUCCACAGAGAACAGUCCUCUGGGUAACUUCCUCAAAGGCUUCAUUGAUGUACCCACCUGCCAUGUUGCCGUGCAUAAAGACGGGAAGAACUCCCGGCCCUUCGUGUUUACCAUCCACUCCCAGCACUUGAGCUCUCAACCGGUCCAGAGUCUGGACGUGGCAGCUGACAGUCUGGAAGACCUUACCGGCUGGGUCAGCAAAAUCAGAGAAGCUGCGCAGAAUGCUGAUGCACGGAUGCAGGAGGAGAAACAAAUGGAGAGGAGGAAGAAGAUCGCGGUGGAGCUGUCUGAUCUUGUGGUUUACUGCAGGCCGGUACCUUUCAACGAAGACAAGAUCGGGACUGAGCGUGCGUGUUACAGGGACAUGUCUUCCUUCCCGGAGACAAAAGCAGAGAAGUUUGCCACUCGUGCCAGAGGGAAACGCUUCCUCCAGUACAACCGGCGGCAGCUGUCCAGAGUUUAUCCCAGAGGCCAGAGACUGGACUCGUCCAACUACGAUCCACUGCCCAUGUGGCUCUGCGGCUCCCAGCUGGUCGCUCUCAAUUUCCAGACUCCAGAUAAACCCAUGCAGCUGAACCAGGCCCUGUUCAUGCUCGGGGGCGGCAGCGGCUUCGUUCCCCAACCUGACAUCAUGCGGGACGAAGCCUUCGAUCCUUUCGAUAAGGACACGCUGCAUGUUGAGCCAAUUACAAUCCAGCUACAGAUACUGGGAGCCCGCCAUCUGCCAAAAAACGGCCGCAGCAUCGUUUGCCCUUUCGUGGAGGUGGAGAUCUGUGGAGCCGACUACGACGGUUUCAAGUGCAAGACGGACGUCGUGGCUGAUAACGGUCUGAAUCCUGUGUGGGUGCAGAAGCAGUUUGUGUUCGAUAUCCACAACCCCACCUUCUCCUUCCUGCGCUUCACCGUUUACGAAGAGGACAUGUUCAGUGAUCCCAACUUCUUGGCGCAGGCCACAUAUCCGGUCCGUCUGCUGCGGACAGGCUACAGGAGCGUUCCUCUGAAGAACAGCUACAGUGAGGAGCUGGAGCUGGCCUCCCUUCUGGUUCACAUAGAGAUCGUCAACGCGAAGGAAGAAGACGAUGAGAACAUGUACACAUCCAUCCAGCGGCUAAGGGAUCGAACCAGUGAGCUGUCCACCAAGGUUUCUCUCCUGGAGAGGUCAGGAUCAGCGGAUCAGAGCUACCAGCAGAGCCUGGAGGAGCUCAGAGCCGCUCAGGACCAGCUGAGCGAGCUCGUGGAGGCUCGCAACCGCAGGUUGACGGAGAAAAAGAGGAGGGAGAAACUGAGGCAGCAGUUUGCAGCAAAACGCAGCUAAUCCCGCCAUCCACCAGAGGGCGCUAACCUUCAAACAUGGUGCCUGGCACGCUGUGAAGCAGCUGCCUCUACGGAAGCGACAUGCAAUCUGAAACUGGAAAAGAAACAAGACAAGACAAAAAAAAAAAAAAGUGGGACAUAUUGCAGCACUUUUGUUGAAACGAUUACAAACAAAAACAUCUCAUGGACUAAAGACACAAAACUAAGCUAUAAAACAAUCAGGAUUUAAGAUGAAACACAUUAAGAGCAACAGGUGGGGGCUACCUUCAGAGGCUUCAUGAAAACAGCUGAAACAGGAAUGCGACAUAUGGAUAAAAAUACGUUUUCCACUGCUGUGUAAAAUUUUCAAAACUCAGCAAAUAAUCAUUUUAGUGGAGUUUGACUCAUUAAAACCUUUUAAUAGAAUAAAAUGCUAAGAUUCAGUAAAAAUUAAGUGUAUUGCUGUGCUCUUACUAUGUUUCAGGGUUUAUGAUGAAUAAUACGAUAAAAGGGAGAAAAAAAACUCAGGUUACACACAAAAGGUGAAUAAAAACAUGGAUGUCUGGAUGUACAAAGAGCUGUGGGCACUCGUAGCAAAGAGGAAAUAUCCUGUAUGUGCCUUUUAUUGUAAAACUUUAAGUUGGUAAGAAAGACAAAAAAACACUGCUUUUCACUACAACUGGAAAUGUUUUCCUUUAUCGGAAAACAAACGUAAAACAGCUGGAGAAGGAAUGCACUCUUUUGGCUCAGACCACUAACCUUGAAGGAAUUUAAAGACUGAAGUCUCCUAAUCAAGUCUUUUUAUGGGGCACUAACAUAAAGUAAGCCCUCAGAAGAGCACAAAAUGUUAAACAAAUUCUCACCAAAACACACAAGAAGGUCUUCUAAUACUUUUAAGGGCUCUAUAUUAAUCCAUACUACCUUCAGAGAAAGGGCGCCCCUUGGAUGUCAACCAUUACAAGCAGGUCAAAUAAGGGCUAAGACAGAAAACUAGUAGACCAUUUGUUUGAUUUUGAUUUUUUUACCUGACGGCUCUUUUUUUCAACACAUCUGAUAAAACCGACCCGUAUCAUACUCCCGUCAUCUGACUAAAAUCAACAGAUGGAGACGAGCCGGUACUGGAUCUGCAAAAAGCAGCUUUGAUUACUGCAUGGCUUUCUGCCUGACCCACCCACCUGGAGCUACUCUACCCUUGUAUAACUGAUCAUUGUGUGCAUAACUUCUUUUAGGUGAAAUAACAUAUUAAAGGAAGGAUUCUCUCUGUAACCUUAUGGUAAAAUAAUUAAUAUUGUGUACCUGGAGCUCCCUUUAAAAAAAAAGUUUCCUCUUUUCUCCCUGCAGUACGCUGUACUGUGCAGGGACUUCUAUGCAAAAGUCAUCUUCUCGGACUACAGCCUUUGUGUACUGGAAAACCUGACUCCAGAUGUGGUUUCUCUCUCUGUACCUCUGCUUUCUGUCCAGUAUUAAUACUCUGUAUUACAAAUUCUGUGCAAGUUUCCAGUUAAUAAAGCUCUUUAUGUAUA
Molecule: messenger RNA, 6202 nt
Organism: Fundulus heteroclitus (mummichog)
Lineage: Eukaryota; Metazoa; Chordata; Actinopteri; Cyprinodontiformes; Fundulidae
Product: 1-phosphatidylinositol 4,5-bisphosphate phosphodiesterase gamma-1
Exons: 32
Coding region: 772-4701 (1309 amino acids)
Biological process (GO): phosphatidylinositol-mediated signaling; phospholipid catabolic process; positive regulation of epithelial cell migration
Molecular function (GO): protein binding; calcium ion binding; phosphatidylinositol-4,5-bisphosphate phospholipase C activity
Source: RefSeq, a predicted model, not a curated record